Messenger RNA from Haliotis rubra (blacklip abalone), 932 nucleotides. RefSeq names its product N-acetylglucosaminyl-phosphatidylinositol de-N-acetylase-like. Gene Ontology annotation, biological process: GPI anchor biosynthetic process. Gene Ontology annotation, molecular function: N-acetylglucosaminylphosphatidylinositol deacetylase activity. Bases 293 to 739 code for a protein of 148 amino acids. Gene Ontology annotation, cellular component: endoplasmic reticulum. The transcript is spliced from 7 exons. NCBI's taxonomy places the organism in Eukaryota, Metazoa, Mollusca, Gastropoda, Lepetellida, Haliotidae. The record is from RefSeq and is a predicted model, not a curated record.
AGAGUGUGCAUGGCGGCUUCCUUACUCAACAUGUCCUCAUCAUCAGAAGUGUUCGAUCAUUUUCUGACAAUGUUUCAUAUUUUAUUGACAACGUAUAUUUUCAUGUACAUGCUCGCAAUCAUAGUAUACAUUCCAGUCUUGUGGCGAAAGAGAUCACGUGUGUCUAAACCGAAAGACAAUGCAACUGUUCUUUUCGUUACCGCACACCCAGACGAUGAGUGUAUGUUUUUUGCCCCGGCAAUCCUGGGUGUAGAAGCCCCUUCGUCAGUACUUUGUUUUACAACAGGAAAUUAUGACCAAAAAAGGUGAUGUGAGAACGAAAGAGGUCGUAAAGAGUUGCAGUGUGUUGGGUUUAUCUCCUGACCAGGUGACAGUUCUAGAUAUCAGAUCCUUGCCAGACAAUCCAAAGGUGCAGUGGGAUAGGCAGACAGUCUGUAAUGAGAUCCUCCAGCACUGCCAAAAACACCGAGUUACACAGAUUUACACAUUUGAUGGGUAUGGGGUGAGCGGUCAUAGCAACCAUCGGGAGCUGUACAAUGCUGUGAGACAUCUAAAGAUUGACAGAACAGAGCUGCAUGAUAUUGAGUGUUACAGCCUACAGAGUGUGAACCUUCUUCGUAAAUAUACCUCACUGUUAGACCUGCCCUACAGCCUGUACACAGCUGACGUAGUAUUUGUGUCAUCGCCAUGUCAGGUCCUUACAGCUCAGAUCUGCCCCCACCUGUCUGAACACACCUGACUUGGUAUUUAUAUCAUCUCCAUGUCAGGUCCUUGCAGCCCUGGUUGGACAAUAACUAGUUUUCAUACAAGUCCUAUCAACCUCUGUUGUCUUUGGAUAAUAACUAGUUCUUACACACAGCCAAAUGUUUUCCCAUAGACUUCUUUUCGCUAUCUUUCCAUAGGGGGUACCGCUUUCUGGUAGAACAGCCAGG